AUGCUAUGGAUAUUGUCUGUGCUUCUGGACAUAAUUGUGGCACUUAAGCUGGACUCCAUUGAUCGCUCGGUUUCUAGGGUCAAUAAUACAACAUAUAAGAACCUUGAAGCACUCGUUUCAAAGGACUCGUACUCUCUUGUGAAGACAAAAGAUCUUGGUGAGUUCCAUUCUAAGUCCAAAUGUACAUUGCUUUCCUGCCUUGUAAAGAAAAAAUCCAUUUUUAACGAGGAGCACAUAAACCUGCUGGAGAUCAGAGAAGCAUAUACAGGAUUUAAGACUGGAGACGGGUCUGCAAAGAUAUGGAAGAAAAUAUGGGAGAUCUCGAACGAAGACCCGUUGCUUCCAACCCUGGUGAGUGGUCUCCAGUUUUCUAUACUUACCCAUUUAUCCUCCUUCCACAAGAAGUUCUUCGGAACUUACUUUCCAAACCCUACUCUUUUUGGGAAGAGGUUUCAAGAUAAGCAUCGGCUGAACUUUUACUUGACUUAUCUCCUUGUGAGAAACUGUGUGGGAAGCAUCACCAUUGGCGAACGAGAGAUGGAUGAAGGGCUGUCAAUCAUAACACAGACCAUAAAAUCCCAAGGCUCUACAGACUGGGUCAAGCAAUCUGUCGACCUGGAGAAGACAAUACAGAGAGUUGAGGAAAUGGCUAGACUGCUGAAACACAUAAACUGUGAAAAAUGCCAGCUAUGGGGAACAAUCCAGCUCAAUGGCCUUAGGGCUGCACUAAAGGUGUUUUCUGGAUCUACAAACUUAGAAAGACUUGAGAGAUUUUUCCUUAUUAAUCUCUUUAUGAGGCUCUCUGUCUCUGUGAGGGAAAACAUCAAACUCAGGAGAUAUAGGAUCCCACUCCUUGUAACGGCCUCUCUCUACUGGGUGGAGAUUCUUUCCUUUGUGACCUCUCUCAUGGCAAUCUUCCUGAUGUCGAGAAUCAGAAACAAGUUUAAGAGUAGGAUUGCUCUCAAAAGCUGCAUGUAA
This is a messenger RNA of Encephalitozoon hellem ATCC 50504, 978 nucleotides long. RefSeq lists its product as uncharacterized. The transcript has a single exon. The record is from RefSeq and is a predicted model, not a curated record. Gene Ontology annotation, molecular function: thiol oxidase activity; FAD binding; protein-disulfide reductase activity. NCBI's taxonomy places the organism in Eukaryota, Fungi, Microsporidia, Unikaryonidae. Gene Ontology annotation, biological process: protein folding in endoplasmic reticulum. Gene Ontology annotation, cellular component: endoplasmic reticulum membrane; endoplasmic reticulum. Bases 1 to 978 code for a protein of 325 amino acids.